This is a messenger RNA of Xenopus laevis (African clawed frog), 1347 nucleotides long. Its product is annotated as major histocompatibility complex class I-related gene protein. The transcript is spliced from 5 exons. The record is from RefSeq and is a predicted model, not a curated record. Bases 29 to 1042 code for a protein of 337 amino acids. NCBI's taxonomy places the organism in Eukaryota, Metazoa, Chordata, Amphibia, Anura, Pipidae.
AUGCAGAACUUGACUUUUGUAACACCAAAUGGAAGUUCUACUAUUUUGUAUAACAGUUAAGGAAUCAAUGCCAUAUAUUGUUUUCUUGGCACUAAGCCUUGGGGUUUUUGCAGUAUGUUGUGGCAGUCAUACUCUACAGUAUCACUUAACGUUGAUAUCAGCCCCUAACCCUGGUGUGCCACAAUAUACAAUCACUGCGUAUAUAGAUGGCGUGAAGUAUGGAAAGUACGACAGCGAUGUACACCAUACUCAGGUUUUGACCCCUUUGCUGAGUUUACUGACUGAGCACCUGGAGAUGCAGACUAAACAUGCUCAGGAAUUGGAGGUUAUUCAGAAGCACAAGAUGAAAUUUCUAAUGGGCUUUCUGAACAAGACACGUGGAAAUGAAGCAUUUCAUGUCUACCAGAGGACGUUUGCCUGUGAGCUGAAUGAGGACAGUACCAUUAAUGGAUAUGAGGAGAUUGCGUAUAAUGGCAAAGAGGUUAUAACAUUCGAUAAAGAGCGGGUGGUGUAUGUACCAGCAAUGCAGGAGGCUCUGGUUAUAACUCAGCUGUGGAAUAAGCGCUAUGAUCAUGCAAAGAUGAAUAAGAUGUACAUGGAGAAUGAAUGUAUCCAACACAUGAACCUGUAUCUGACUUAUAUAUUAACUGAUUUGGAGAGGAAAGUUCUCCCUAAGGUGAAGGUUUUAAGUUCUGAAACAGCUGGAGGAAGAAUACUGCACUGCUGGGUGUAUGGGUUCUACCCCCGAGAUGUGGAAGUGAAGUGGAUAAAGAAUGGGAGAGAUGAGAUUUACUCCGAGGAAUCAGCAGAGAUCCUGCCAAACCCUGAUGGCACCUAUCAGAUCAGAGUCAGUGUGGAGGUAACACCAGAGGAGGGCGCCACUUACUCCUGCCAUGUGGAUCACAGCAGUUUGGAGAAUCCCCUGGUUGUACCAUUUGAACAAAACCAUGGAAAACUGAACAGCAUGAUCCUGGUUGGUGGAGCAGUUCUACUGGUCACUCUGGUUGCUCUGGGAAUAUGUUCACAUAGAAGGAGAACAUAGAAAGGAUUUCUUUUCCAUUCUUGUGUGCUAAAGUAUUAAAGAUCACUUAAGGCCACAGCAGCUGUGGAGACAAGUGAACUCUAACACCUUGAGAAGUAUCAAAGUAGUCGGCAGCAGGUCCACUUUGGGCAUUCAUAGACAUAUUUCAGCCUCAGAGAUUGAUCUCAGUGUAUAACCCUUUACACAUCUGGAGAGAGUGACUUUAUUACCUCUAAAUUAGUUUAUUACUAACAUCAUAAUUAACCCAUAAGUACUCACAUGUAUGGACUGCUUCAGUAACCACUAGGCAGGCACGUUUCAGGGGG